This is a messenger RNA of Pteropus alecto (black flying fox), 4099 nucleotides long. RefSeq names its product denticleless E3 ubiquitin protein ligase homolog (gene DTL). The transcript has 15 exons. Gene Ontology annotation, molecular function: protein binding; protein-macromolecule adaptor activity. The record is from RefSeq and is a predicted model, not a curated record. Bases 40 to 2229 code for a protein of 729 amino acids. Gene Ontology annotation, cellular component: nucleus. Gene Ontology annotation, biological process: proteasome-mediated ubiquitin-dependent protein catabolic process; mitotic G2 DNA damage checkpoint signaling. Lineage: Eukaryota; Metazoa; Chordata; Mammalia; Chiroptera; Pteropodidae.
CACGACUUUUCCCUUAGUUAAGCCUUUUCCUCGGCCCAGAUGCUCUUCAAUUCGGUGCUCCGUCAGCCCCAGUUUGGCGUCCCGAGAAAUGGAUGGUCUUCACAAUACCCUCUACAGUCCCUUCUAACUGGUUAUCAGUGCAAUUCUAAUGAUGAGCACACUUCUUAUGGAGAAACAGGAGUCCCAGUUCCUCCUUUUGGAUGCACCUUCUCUUCUGCUCCCAAUAUGAAGCAUAUACUAGCAGUUGCCAAUGAAGAAGGCUUCGUUAGGUUAUAUAACACAGAAUCACAAACCUAUAGAAAAAAGUGUGUCAAAGAAUGGAUGGCGCACUGGAAUGCUGUCUUUGACCUGGCCUGGGUCCCUGGUGAACUUAAACUUGUUACAGCAGCAGGUGAUCAAUCAGCCAAAUUUUGGGAUGUCAAAGCUGGUGAGCUGCUUGGAACAUGCAAAGGUCAUCAGUGUAGCCUCAAGUCAGUUGCCUUUUCUAAGUUUGAGAAAGCUGUCUUCUGUACAGGUGGAAGAGAUGGCAAUAUUAUGGUCUGGGACACCAGGUGCAACAAAAAAGAUGGAUUUUACAGGCAAGUGAAUCAAAUCAGUGGAGCUCAUAAUACCUUAGACAAGCAAACCCCUUCGAAGCCUAAGAAGAAACAAAAUUCGAAAGGACUUGCUCCUUCUGUGGAUUUCCAACAGAGUGUUACUGUGGUCCUCUUUCAAGAUGAGAAUACAUUAAUCUCAGCAGGAGCUGUGGAUGGGGUAAUCAAAAUAUGGGAUUUACGUAAGAAUUAUACUGCUUAUCGACAAGAACCUAUAGCAUCCAAGUCUUUCCUAUACCCAGGUAGCAGCACUCGAAAACUCGGAUACUCAAGUCUGAUUUUAGAUUCCACCGGCUCCACUUUAUUUGCUAACUGCACAGAUGACAACAUCUACAUGUUCAAUAUGACUGGAUUAAAGACUUCUCCAGUGGCUAUCUUCAAUGGACAUCAGAACUCUACCUUUUAUAUUAAAUCCAGUCUUAGUCCAGAUGACCAGUUUUUAGUCAGUGGCUCAAGUGAUGAAGCUGCCUACAUCUGGAAGGUCUCCACACCCUGGCAUCCUCCUACUGUGCUCCUCGGUCAUUCUCAAGAGGUCACUUCUGUGUGCUGGUGUCCAUCAGAUUUCACAAAGAUUGCUACCUGCUCUGAUGACAAUACACUGAAAAUCUGGCGCUUGAAUAGAGGCUUAGAGGAAAAACCAGGAGAUAAACUCUCUAUAGUGGGUUGGGCCUCUCAAAAGAAAAAAGAGGCAAGAGCUGACCUAGUAACAGUGACAAGUAGCCAGAGUACUCCUGCCAAAGCCCCCAGAGUAAAGAGCAGUCCAUCUAUUUCCUCCCCUUCCUCAGCGGCUUGUGCUCCAAGCUGUGCUGGAGACCUCCCUCUUCCUUCAAAUACUCCCACGUUCUCUAUUAAAACCUCUCCUGCCAAGGCCCGAUCUCCCAUCAGCAGAAGAGGCUCGGUCUCCUCUGUAUCUCCCAAGCCACCCUCAUCUUUCAAGAUGUCCAUUAGAAACUGGAUGACCCAAACACCUUCCUCAUCACCACCCAUCACUCCACCUGCAUCUGAGACCAAGAUCACAUCUCCAAGAAAAGCCCUUAUUCCUGUGAGCCUGAAAGCAUCCCAAGCAGUGGCUUGCUCUGAGUCUAGAAACAGAGUAAAGAGGAGGCUAGACUCAAGUUGUCUGGAGAAUGUGAAACAAAAGUGUGUGAAGAGUUGCAACUGUGUGACUGAGCUUGAUGACCCAGUUGAAAAGCUUCAUUUGGAUCUGUGCUGCCUGACCGGUAACCAGGAAGACCUUGGUAAGGACUCUUUAGGUCCUACCAAACCAAGCAAGAUUGAGGGAGCCAGUAUGAGUGUCUCAGAGCCUCCUUCUCCUGCCAGUCCUUAUGCUUCAGAAGGCUGUGGAACACUAGCUCUUCCUUUGGGAUCUUGUGGAGAAGGGUCUGAAGUGGUAGGCAAAGAGAAUAGCUCCCCAGAGAAUAAAAACUGGUUAUUGGCCAUGGCAGCCAAACGGAAGGCUGAGAAUUCAUCUCCACGAAGCCCCUCAUCCCAGACCCCCAAUUCCAGGAGACAGAGUGGAAAGACUUCUCCCGGCCCGGUCACUAUUACUCCCAGCUCCAUGAGGAAAAUUUGUACAUACUUCCAUAGAAAGUCCCAAGAUGACUACUGUAGUCCUGAACAGUCAACAGAAUUAUAGAUCCUAAUCUGAGUAAGUUAACUGAACUUUGGUCCAUUAAAACAAGAUAAAAAUACAACAGAGUGACUUAGUAACUCUAAUUUUCAUUUUUAGAGACAAUCUUUCAACUCUGAAAUUUACCAAGUCUGAUUCUACCACCAUAGUGGAUACGCAGCUUCCUCAGGAUGAAUGCUGUGUUUAAAUUUCUUAAAUUUGUCACUCUAACAUUUUGAAUAAGUAGUCUUCACUUUUCAAAUGAUGCAUCUUUUGUACAAUAAUGACAUCCUAGCUCACAGAGGCAAAAAACAAGACUUGUCUCUUAUUACUCUGAUACUUUCUAUACACAGUGUAAAGUAUCUGCUGACCACAGCAGGAGGCCUGUCUGUGAAGGCCAAGAAACCUUCUGCUAAAGACCCUUGGAUCUGUGCUGCCUCAGACAUUUAAUUUCAUUUUAAAAUAUAUAACCUUUUCACUAUACUUCUUUGAGGAGUUUUUAAGUACGUGUAAAAAUGCGAUGUUCAGAUAAGUACAUUUAUAUUGAUUCAGUGUGUGACUUGGUGAUACACUCUUAAGUUAAAAUUAUCUUUAUUUUAAAAGCAGUUAACUAUUUAGAGAAAGUAGAACAACACUAGAAACCCUUAAUUUUUUUUCCCCCAAAUAUAUCUCCCACAUGAGAUUUAAGUUCCCCAUAUUUUUGCUAAGCAAUCUAUUCUUUUACUAACUCAAUAUUAGGUUCUGUAAGGGGUUAUGAUUUUUUUUUUUUUUUUGCAAUUUAGAAGAGGAAGAUUUUUAUAAACUGAGUCAUACACUGAAGCAUGGAUUUGAAUUGAGUCCUCAGUUCUCCAGGGGCUGUAAAAUAAGUCAUCAGAUUUUAAGAAGUAGUAAUAAUUUCUUAUUGAUAUCUUAUAAAAGAUGAUAUAUCUGAACUGAAAAUCCAGAACCUAAAAAAUAAAUCUUGGCUUUAACUUGCUUUUUUGGAUUUUCUUCAUAUACAUAAAAAGCAAUGACUUUCUAGUACAGCCCAGAGUCAAAAAGUCAUGGGAUUUUCUCUAGACAUUUAAUGUAGAGUGUAUAGACUAUAUAAGUUAUAAUGGGCAAAAUAUCUUAAACAUCCCUUAAUCAACAGUUACGUAUCAGUCAUCUUGAGAUGAACUGUUGUUUUAUAUUUUCUCUCAUUGUAACCUCAUAGUUACAUGUAUUUCCUAUGUACCAUGUCCUUGGAAAGGAAUCCCCUUCCAGUCAUGAAACUGGAUUUGUUUUAUCCAUAUCCUUGAGGACUGUGUAGACUUUAUGCAUAUUUUUGUUGUAAUUUUAAAAUCUAGUCAUAAUGAUAUCUCUUUUAAUUCUUUUGAUUCUUAUAAAUUACGCUUGUAACAACCAGGACUGCGAAGGUCAAUUAAGCAUGGGUUCUCCUGGUUUUAUCCAAGGAGAAAAAUAAAGAGAAGCCAUAGAAUUGCUGUUUCAAAACAAAGCACACCAUAGCAUUAACUGAAUAUUUAGGAACUCUACGUAUAUUUGGUGUUCGAUAUUUGAGUGUUAGCUGUGGGAAGGUGUUAUUCAUGACCGAUACCUGCCAAUAAUGCUAUCUCUCUCUCGAUUUGAAAGCCAGUGGAGAAAAGAAUCCUUGAAAAUGAAAAAGAUAACUAAAAUAGAUGAUUUUGUUCUUUGUAUCCUUGCACAUCUCCUGAUACCUCUACUCAGUGAAACUGAGAGGUAAAUGUGGCUGUUAGAAGCUGCUGAGAAUCUAUUGGGUGUAACGUGUCCCACUUGGAAAACUAGUACUUCAAAUGGGUGCCAAAGGUCAAAUGUAAUGAGAUAAUAAUUAUCCCUGUUUGUGUCAGUGUCAGACUUUGAGCUGAUCCUGAAUAAUAAAGCCUUUUGCCUUAUCUGA